UCGCGAAUCGGACAUCGCUAGAUGAGAUGAGGAGAAGAAUAUACUAGAGGUAAAUCAGAAAAAAAGGAGGAGAACAGGAGAGGGUGGUGACAUCUGAGAUAAGAUCCUCUACUGAAUGUGAGAAGCACCUCUUCCUGCAGAGAUACAGAACAUAUUUCUUGAGUGCUUCCAUGGUUAUAUACUCAGCUGGUGCUGAUUGGCCAAAACCUUGAUGAUGCGCUGAUUCUACACCAUGGCCCAGGAGGCUCUGUGGAAAUACCCACAAUCCUCAGCUCCCUGGUGAGUAUGAUUGCCUGCUCAUUGAAUAUUUACAUUGGCACCUUCUCUGGCUCAACAAGAAAACCUGUACAAGCCAUGAUGUCAGUCUGCGUGCCCUCACCACGUAACCCCUCCCCCUCUGUGGACGUAGCGAAUCGCAACGGGCCCUCUGCAACUCCUCCCACUUCCCUCAGCCUGCGUUCCUCACACAAUCAACUGCUAAGUGGUGAUGUCAUCAAACAGGGCCAGGCCACGCCUCCGAAGUGCCGGAAGAAGUACGCACUCACAAGCAUUCAGAGUGCGAUGGGACUCGGCGAAGGCGUGACGCCACCGUCGUCAUCUUCAGCAACUACUGCCAACCCUAAACUGGCCAAAAAUGGUGCAAAUCAGUUACGUAAAGCUGCGGAGCGAGAGGAUCACAACAAGAACACCACAGAAGAAGACGAAGAUGGAAACACAACUGGCGAAUCAGAGCUCAACAUCAAUGAUGAGUUGAGGAACGUUGAGGAAUUAAGCCUCGACAGUGAGUCUAUUGUUGACGAUGUUCACAGUGACUUUGACACCAACAACGAGCUUGUUGACGAGGAUGUAAAUGAGUUGGUUGAUGAUGAAUCUAAUGAGGAGGAUCAUGUGGAGUAUUGUGACGACCUGCUCAUUCUGUCUGAGAAAACUGAGAUUGUUUCAGACAGGAAGUCCCCCGAGCUCCUUAAGACCAAGAGUUUCCUGGAGUCAUGUCUGCAUGACCUGUCAUACGAACUGCCUGAUGUGCAGGAUGAGGAUGCCACUAAGCCUUUGCUGGAGAAAGAGAAGAAUCCCUGCCCCUCGUCUCCACAGAAACCGCACAGUCCUGAGGACACGCCCCUCCUGUCUGUCGGCUCUUCAUCUUCCUCUUCGUCACCGGAGACAAAAAAAGACAGACCACGGACAGGAGCCAAGACAGACCGGGCACUAAACCGCAUCCAGAACCUUCCACACAGUGACGAGGAGUCCAGCUGGACCACGUUGUCACAGGACAGCGCAUCACUGGGCUCACCAGAAGAGAGCGAUAUCUGGGGGGAGCAGUCAUUUCAGACAGACCCUGAUUUGCCUCCAGGAUGGAAGAUGAUGACAGACAUGGCUGGUAUUUAUUACUGGCACAUUCCAACGGGCACCACACAGUGGGAGAGACCUGCCCCAUCCCAUCCGGUGCCAACUGGACCCAGCCAUGCCAGCCGCAAACACUCCCUGGGCUCCCUUUCGCCUUCACCCACUCCAGAUCACGAGUCGAUGUCUCAUGCCGACGUGUUUUUCGGGGCGUCAAGUCGUUCAGGCAGCACCACUUCCGACAGCUCGUCUGACCCCGCCCCCGUCCCGUCUUCUUCAUGUCUGGAACCUACCCCUAUCCUGUCCUCAAACUCUUCCUCAUCCUCUGACGGCAAUGUUCCUUCCUGUGGAUUUGUCAACAGCUGCUACUUUCCUCGGUCCUCAUCCCUACAGAUAAUGCCAGGAAAGGACAGACACUCUGAGACACGCCAUCGGGAAGAAGACAAGAAACAGCCAUGGAGUGAUUUUGCAGUGGGAAAGAUUGACAGUGAGGUCUGGAAGGAUCUACAGGCGGCCACAAUAAACCCUGACCCCAGUCUGAAAGAGUUUGAAGGCGCAACUCUCCGCUAUGCCUCCCUCAAGCUACGAAACCCUGCUCCUGUGGAAGAUGAAGAUUCCAGCAGCAUUAACAGUGACCCUGAAGCCAAGUGUUUUGCUGUGCGCUCUCUCGGCUGGGUAGAGAUGGCAGAAGAGGACUUGGCUCCAGGUAAAAGCAGUGUCGCUGUUAACAACUGCAUCCGUCAACUGUCCUACUGCAAGAAUGACAUACGAGACACUGUGGGCAUCUGGGGAGAGGGGAAGGAUAUGUACCUCAUUCUGGAGAAUAACAUGCUGAAUCUGGUUGACCCGAUGGAUCGUAGCGUUCUACACUCUCAGCCAAUCGCAAGCAUCCGUGUGUGGGGCGUCGGCCGCGAUAAUGGAAGGGAUUUUGCAUAUGUAGCGCGAGAUAAGGACACCAGGAUAUUAAAAUGUCAUGUGUUCCGCUGUGACACCCCUGCCAAAGCCAUCGCCACCAGUCUGCACGAAAUCUGCUCCAGGAUCAUGGCAGAGCGCAAAAAUGCCAAAGCUAUGGCUGGAGGAUCCCUACAGGACAGAACACAUGCUGGGCUCGACGUCCCACUACAAGCAGAGUUCCCCACACCAAAGACUGAACUGGUGCAGAAAUUCCAGGUGUUAUACGUUGGCAUGAUGCCGGUUGCCAGACCUAUAGGUCAGGCUGGCUCUGACCUCCAUUCUCGUCUUAAGACUCCAGGCAUGGACAUUCUCAACGGUGCAAUAGACAGUUUGAUAACAUCGUCAAUCCGAGACGACUGGAUCCCAGUGAUGUUGAAUGUAGCCGACGCAACAGUCACAGUCAUCAAAGAGAAGGAGGAAGAGGAGGUCCUAGUGGAGUGUCGUGUGCGUUUCCUGUCCUUCAUGGGAGUAGGGAAAGAUGUGCAUUCAUUCGCGUUCGUCAUGGACUCUGGGAACCAGCACUUUGAGUGUCAUGUUUUUUGGUGUGAUCCCAAUGCUGGCAGUGUGUCAGAGGCUGUUCAGGCAGCGUGCAUGUUGAGGUAUCAGAAGUGUCUGGUGGCACGCCCUCCAUCUCAGAAAGCCUGCUCACAGGCGCCCCCUGCUGACUCAGUCACACGCCGCGUCUCCACCAGCGUCAAACGUGGAGUUCUGUCCCUCAUCGACACGCUCAAACAGAAGAGACCCGUCACUGAGCUCCCCCAGUGAUCUGACACACAAGCACGCAUACUCACCGCCACGCUCUGCAUGCUUAUAACUAUCAGAAUGUCCUGUACAUAACCUGUCCAGUCACAUGACGGAGAUGAAGAGGAACUCGAGGAUGAAAACUGUCUGAAAGAAAAACUACACGUAAUUAUAAAAAUGAUCUGAUGCCAAGAAAAUACUCUCGCAAACACACACACCUGAUCAUCAAGCCUCUCUCUUCCGUCACACAUAUGUAUGUCAGUCAGUCAUGAGUAUAUCUGCAUGGGAAGACACGCUUCUCCAGCAUGACAAUAACCAACAGGCUCCGCCCAUCGAUAAACACCACUCCACCUGGACAAAGCCUCCUGAAAGAGAUAACUUAAACUGAAGAAAGUUUGUGUAAUUCAGAAAGAACAAAUAUGACACACAGUUCUUCAAAUCGUCACAGUAUAUGUGUGCGGGUGUGUAGAAGAGCUUGAUGCUGCUUCAUUCGCUAAAGCAUGUUCGCAAGUGUCAUAAAAACAAGCAGGUUUUCUUUGUUAUACUGACGAACACAAAAGAAGAAGAAUGGAUGGAUGAGAGGAAGCAAUGUCAUAAAACUCAGAAGAUUGUGAAGGGUUGAAU
Molecule: messenger RNA, 3660 nt
Organism: Rhinichthys klamathensis goyatoka
Lineage: Eukaryota; Metazoa; Chordata; Actinopteri; Cypriniformes; Leuciscidae
Gene: apbb2b
Product: amyloid beta (A4) precursor protein-binding, family B, member 2b
Exons: 20
Coding region: 286-3060 (924 amino acids)
Biological process (GO): regulation of DNA-templated transcription
Cellular component (GO): nucleus; cytoplasm
Molecular function (GO): transcription factor binding; amyloid-beta binding
Source: RefSeq, a predicted model, not a curated record